Rhizophagus irregularis DAOM 181602=DAOM 197198 is the source of this 1412-nucleotide messenger RNA. RefSeq lists its product as uncharacterized. The record is from RefSeq and is a predicted model, not a curated record. Gene Ontology annotation, molecular function: dipeptidase activity. NCBI's taxonomy places the organism in Eukaryota, Fungi, Glomeromycota, Glomeromycetes, Glomerales, Glomeraceae.
ACCGAAUAAUUUAUUUUUUAAUUAAUUGAUCAACUAAUUUAAUUAUGUCAGAAAUCAACCUAACAAACGAAUAUGCAAACACUGCAAUAAAAGCUAUCGAUGAUAAAUCAGAAGAUUUGAGAUCCAUCAGUUUAAAGAUUCAUGAAAACCCGGAAUUAGCUUUUAAAGAAACAUUUGCUCAUAAUUUGUUAGUAGAAUAUCUCAAAGAUCAAGGAUUUAAGGUAACUCCUAGUGCAUACGGCCUUGAAACAGCAUUUGUAGCAGAAUUUACGUCUAAAGGUGGUGAAGGAAGGGUUAUUUCGUUUAAUUCCGAAUAUGAUGCACUUCCAGAAAUUGGCCACGCUUGCGGUCACAAUCUGAUCGCAAUUGGUGGAGUUGCUGCCGCAAUAGCAAUAAAGGCCGUAUUUGAAAAACAUGAAAUUCCCGGAAAAGUAAAAUUAUUUGGUACUCCUGCUGAAGAAAAUGGUGGUGGAAAAAUUAUUUUGAUCAAAGCAGGUGCUUAUAAUGAUGUAGAAAUUUCUUUAAUGAUUCAUCCUAGUCCUUAUGAAGGAAGUUUUUUCAGUCAUUUUGCUAAUGAGUCUUAUAACAUUGAAUAUUUUGGAAGAAACGCACAUGCUGCUGGUAUACCAUGGGAAGGAAUUAACGCAUUAGAUGCAAUGAUUUUGGCAUUUAAUAAUAUUGGAUUAUUAAGACAACAAAUCAAGCCCACAGAAACUAGAAUUCAUGGAAUUAUAAAUAAUGGUGGAAAAGCGCCAAAUGUUAUUCCUGAUUAUACAUCUGCGAGUUUCACUAUUCGUGGGAAAACACUUGAAGUUCUAAAUGCUCUGAAACCACGUGUUUAUGGAUGUUUUGAAGCAGCCGGUGAAGCAACUGGAUGUACGGAGGCAAAUGGGACCAAAGACGUUAAAAUUUUCCGGAAAAGAAGGGUUUUUGAUGUGAAAGCAAACGUUACUUUGGGUGAAAGAUAUGAGGAAUAUCUUAGGAAAUUUGGUAAAGAAAUUAUACCGAAAUCAGAACAAGAUGGAGUAUUCCUAGGUUCAACUGAUCAGGGAAAUGUGACUUAUGUAGUUCCUAGUAUCCAUGCUUUAUAUGAUAUAAAACCUCCUAAAGGAAGUGGAAAUCAUACGAUUGGUUUCACUGAUGCUACUAAAACUGAGUUUGCUCAUAAUGCUACAUUAUUUGCAUCAAAAGGAAUUGCAUUAACUGCUUUAGAUUUUUUAAUUGAUGAUGAAUUUGCUAAAGAAGUUAAAGAUACUUUUGAUGGUGGAUUUCAUUGGGUAGAUUCAAUGUAAUAUUUUUUCAUGUAAUUUAUUUUACUGUAUAAAUAUUAUUCCAUAUUAUAAUUAUUAUUCGUAAAAUUUAAAUUUUUAAUAAAUUGAAUGUUAAAAUAACAUGAAGUAAUAAUAAUUUAU